This is a messenger RNA of Poecilia reticulata (guppy), 976 nucleotides long. Its product is annotated as rano class II histocompatibility antigen, A beta chain-like. Gene Ontology annotation, cellular component: membrane; MHC class II protein complex. The record is from RefSeq and is a predicted model, not a curated record. Lineage: Eukaryota; Metazoa; Chordata; Actinopteri; Cyprinodontiformes; Poeciliidae. Gene Ontology annotation, biological process: antigen processing and presentation; immune response.
CUCUGAGGCUCUCAGUUGGUCUCCUGACCUGCAGGAAUGGGUCGCUCUCUACUCCUGGUUCUGGUUCUGGUCCAGACUGCAGCUGGUUUUAUGAGCCAUGAAUUGUUCCGCUGCCACUUUAACUCCUCGGCGCUGCAGGACCUUCACUACAGCUACUCCUACAUCUACAACAAGGUGGAGUUCAUCCAAUUCGACAGCCGUGUUGGAUCCUUCGUUGGUCUGAACUCGUUUGGUCAGAAACUGGCAACCAGCUGGAACAACGACACCGAAUGGCUGGACUCCAUGAAAACCUACAGAGAGAAGAUCUGCCAACCCAACGCUGAGCUCUGGUAUAGAUUAGUGUUAGAUAGAUCAGUGGCGCCAUCGGUCGCUCUGAGCUCCGUGGCGCCCCCUGCUGGUGGCCGUCCCGCGAUGCUGACCUGCAGCGUCUACGGCUUCUUCCCCAAACAGAUCAGAGUCACCUGGAUGAGAAACGGACAGGAAGUCACCUCUGAUGUCACUUCCACCGCCGAGCUGCCAGACGGCGCCUGGCUCUACCAGAUCCACUCCAGCCUGCAGUUCAAACCCAGGUCUGGAGAGAAGAUCUCCUGCAUGGUGGAGCAUCUGAGCUUAGAGGAGCCGCUGACCAUCGACUGGACUCCGCCCCCUGGUCAACCCAUGCCUGAGUCAGAGAAGACCAAAAUUGCGUUUGGAGUUUUAGGACUGAUCCUGGGUCUGGUUUUGUCUCUAACUGGAUUCAUCUACUACAAGAAGAAAGCAGGAGCUCUGCCUCCCAUCUUGUCCAUGAACUGAGGAACAGAACCGGAUGCGGACCUGAAGCCUGGUUCUGAUCAUCAUGAAUCUUCAUUGUGGCUCCAGAUGAUCGUUUUCAGAGUUGAAAUGUGUUGUUGGUUCAUUUUUCUUCAGUUCUCUCUGAUUUUAUUUUGUUGCUCCAGAGGAUUUCAGCUCCUUUGUCUCCAUGAUGGAGGAAAACGUU